Nilaparvata lugens (brown planthopper) is the source of this 2384-nucleotide messenger RNA. Its product is annotated as QRFP-like peptide receptor. Gene Ontology annotation, molecular function: neuropeptide Y receptor activity; peptide binding. Gene Ontology annotation, biological process: G protein-coupled receptor signaling pathway. Gene Ontology annotation, cellular component: membrane. The record is from RefSeq and is a predicted model, not a curated record. The transcript has 10 exons. NCBI's taxonomy places the organism in Eukaryota, Metazoa, Arthropoda, Insecta, Hemiptera, Delphacidae. The coding region runs from base 414 to 1604 and encodes 396 amino acids.
GCAGUCAGCAGUGCACCGCCAGUGACUGUCCGCUGCUCGCUUCAAAAACUUGUCAAGUGCGCUCGUCCGCCCCGCUCUUGAAAAAGCCGCCGCGUUCUAGCUCACUUGCUCAACUUUGUGCAAAACGCUCCUUGUCCAUCCACCGCGUGACGUCUACUAUGUGCCAUCUAUUCACCUAAUAACGGAUUUUGAGUGAAAAUCGGAGCGAACUAAAAAUAAAACUAAAAUUUGAUGCAUCCUUUUGAAGGCGUUGCGAAGAGUGAUGCUGACGCCAACUAGGAGCACGGACGUGUGCGAGGCUGACAUGUGCAAAAACAAUGACAGUGUCAGAAUGUCCAAUUUUCCGGGGACGGAUGUCGACGGGGCGACCUCUGCUGUAGCUUCCACCGUUUGAGCCGUGCGCUUGGCUGAUAAUGAAAUCUGCCCUCAUAGCAGAUUCGGCUCAUGAUAAUAGCUCGGAAUUUCAUUUGAAAAACAUGUCGUACGACGGCGACUACCUGGAGGAGUACGACUACGACCUAAACGACACGUGUCGCGUGCCGUGGGAGGAGCUGACCCCGGCCGUGGCCGUCUACAGUCUCACCUUUGUGUUGGGCAUCGUUGGCAACUCGUUAAUCGUGUUCACCAUCUUCAGGUAUCGCCGCAUGAAGUCCACCACUAAUGUGUUCCUGGCCAGUCUUGCAUCGGCCGAUCUCCUACUCAUCAUCAUCUGCAUUCCUCUCAAGAUCGCGAAGUUAUUCUCCUACACAUGGACAAUGGGAGUUUUCCUGUGCAAAAUGGUUCACUACAUGCAGAACGUAUCAGCGAUCUGCUCAGUAUUGACUCUCACCGCUAUGAGCAUUGAAAGGUACUAUGCAAUUGUCCAUCCGAUGAAGGCCAAGUACAUAUGCACAAUAUCUCAGGCUCGGAAGAUUAUAAUCGGCACUUGGCUUGCUUCAUUGUUACUGGGAGCACCAAUCAUGUUCAUUCAGGAUCACAUAGAAGUCGGUGCAAAGAUAAAAGGCUACUGGUGUGUGAGGGACUACGUGAAUAACCGGGAAUGGGUUACAGCGUAUGAGCUCUACAUGCUUAUAUUGAUUCUGAUCAUUCCAACAAGCAUAAUGGGUAUUACAUACAGCUCUAUUUGCUGGGAAAUAUGGAGAGUGAUGAAGCAGAGGAAAACCAUGACUAGCGGGAAAGCGACUCUAACCACUGAAACAUUUCCUUUGAGUAGCAAACGCAGCACGUGCUCUAUAAAGACGACUGCCAAAUCGUGCAUUCGAACAACUGACGAGGAAAACGGUACAGUCAGGCAGGUGAUCAAAAUGCUUGUUAUGAUAGUUAUUGUAUUUGUGAUAUGCUGGGGUCCCCUGCUAGUGGAUAACGUUCUGACGGCAUUCGGAGUACUGCCUGAUCAGAAAUCUGGAACUCUCAAGCACAUGUACACCGGGUUUACGUUGAUGGCUUAUUUCAACAGCUGUGUGAAUCCAAUAGUGUACGGAUUCAUGUCGAAAAACUUCAGAGAAAGCUUCCAAAAGGCACUUUGUCGAUGCUGCAGAGGCCCGCCCAAGCGAACUCUAUCAAUGUCGCAGACAAGAACCACAUCCAUAAGGCAGAGUUUCUAGACUAAGAAGAAAGCAGAGCAAGUUCCAAGAUAUGGAGCUGACAGUCAUGUGAGGGUCACAAUCGGUCACCGGUCACCGCCAAAGCCAAGAUAACUGAUCAGGGUAUACACAGUAAACGCAACUAGUCUGAUGAUGUACUUCUCUUCAAUGGUUCUGUGCUGCUCAAAACUAUUUUCCAACUUUAAAAUAUUAUUUGAAAGAUCUUUGAUCCUGGAAUCGUGGUAUUGGAAAUGAAAUACAAUCAUUACAGUUAAAAACUACAAAACCCAUGAAGACUACAACGACUAUUCAUUCCAAGAAUAUUUGGAGUUUAAUAAUAAUCACCAACCUACACUUUUUCUAUACAUCCACAAAUCAUGUACAGUACUGUUAUAAUAAUAGGUAUAAACUUCUCAACCAAUUGCAAUUCAAUUUCUUGCAAGUGAAGUGGACUGUUUAUAACAAUUAAUAAUCCUAUCUUCCAUCUCUCAUCAUUGAUGAUUUGAAAACUAUUUGUACUUUUUACGUGAUUCCAAGAUAAGAAGAGAUUACUUCUAUGCUCUGAAUCUACGUGAUUCUUUUAUUCUCGAAAUAAUUAUUUUAAUGUUUUGUGUUUUGGUGCAGUUCUCAAGAGAUUCAGUCUCUUUACUCCUGAUAAAAAAAUGUGGAUUCAACAAAUAGGUUGAUGGCCGUGUUGAAUCCAUCUCAGAAAGAGGUGUUAAAUUCUAAAGCUGCAAUAUAGGACGAAGAUCAUCGACAAUAUUCCACAUUCAACUAUUGUGAAAGCGUUUUUAACUCUUA